AUUGCGGUUUUGAGCCUCUCGAACACGGCCAUUGGUAACCAAUCGGCGUAGCAGCAGAUACACAAGUCAUUACCAAACAACUUCUGGACGCUAACUAUAGUGAUAAUAUCCACUGAAACUUGAAUUUAACUUGGUAACGUGAACGAAUAGGUGGCUUUCUAUCUAGAUAUCUGUACCCACGACACCGAAGAUUUGUUUGAAAACGCAAGGAGGCAAGGGGGGCGGCUAGAUACAUCACCCCACUCUACCUCCUGAUCUGUGGAAACAAUGGCUAGUGCUGCCCCUCCACCAUCCGCUGUCUCGACCGCCACUGAGAACCCCAGCAGCUCGAGUGCUGCUGGGGAGGGUGGCAAUCAGGACAGCGCCUUCGAAUGCAACAUCUGCCUGGACACCUCCAAGGAUGCGGUGAUCAGUCUGUGUGGGCAUCUCUUUUGUUGGCCCUGUUUACAUCAGUGGUUAGAGACCAGACCUAACAGACAAGUGUGUCCAGUGUGCAAGGCAGGCAUCAGUCGAGACAAAGUCAUCCCACUAUAUGGCAGGGGGAGCACAAGCCAGCAGGACCCACGGGAGCGAACUCCUCCUCGACCACAAGGACAGAGGCCAGAGCCUGAAAAUCGUGGAUUUCAGAGGUUCGGCUUUGGAGAUGGAGGAUUCCAGAUGUCUUUUGGCAUUGGUGCCUUUCCAUUUGGCAUUUUCUCUACAGCUUUUAACAUCAAUGAUGGAAGACCACACCCAGCUGCCCCUGGGACCCCCCAGCACAUGGAUGAACAGUUCUUGUCCCAACUCUUUCUAUUUGUGGCUCUGGUGAUUGUGUUUUGGUUACUAAUCGCAUAAAUGUCUGGGUGGCCAGGACUAAGGCUCAAGUUGGACAGUUCUUAAUACUCUGUUUCCAGAUACUUGUACUUUUCCACAUUCUAAGUAUUGUCCUCUUGACUUGGCUAGCUGUUGGUUUAUUUUCGGUAAUUAAGAUUAAACUGUUUGAUUACAUCUGUACUAUGAAUCCUACAGAAGUCUUAAAAUGGCCCUACCUCUUCAUUUCCAUCAAUGUUGUGUUUUUUAAUAGACAUUAAGUUUCCUUGGUUGGCAAUAUAGAACCAGAUUUUAAAAGAAAAAAUGGCGAAUCAGUAAAUGUAAGGUAUCGGAUAUACUCUGUGUUUGUAUGGAUGUAGAUUAGGAGCAGUAUGUCCUGUUUCUGAACUGAAUCUAUCAAUUCAGGAAGAGAUGUAUUAUUGGUGAUAGACUUUUAAAUUGUUGACACAAUUGCCUUUUGAGUACCAUUACCAGUAUGCAGCCAUAUUAACAAUACAGUAAGUAGUACAUUGUGUGGUGUCAGCAAGGGAAUAGUCCAAAAGAGCAGUAUUGAUAUGGGUUUAGUUAUUGAAUGACAUUAGCUGGUAUGUCCUCAGUUGCCAUAGGAGUUAUUUUGUUAAGACUAUUUCUCAUGUUUCAGAAAAUUAGGUUACAAUUUUAAGGAGCUAUUUUUGGUUAAAUGAUACUGUCAUUAUCUGCCACAAGUAAGACUAUUUUAGUACAAAUGGAAAUGUAGAAUUCUAAUGCAUAUGCUUAUAAAAUAAAGAACUUGGGGGGAUGUGCAGAAGGUAUAAAAGAUUGAUUUCUUCAACCUGACAACUAUCAAGAUGAAUGUCAUGAGUAACAAAAGCUGUUAUUUUUGAUAGUGUUCUCCCUCACUAAUUGAUUUUGUUUACUUCACAACUUAAUCACUAAUAAAUGUAUUAUUAAAACAGCAUAA
Molecule: messenger RNA, 1750 nt
Organism: Salvelinus fontinalis (brook trout)
Lineage: Eukaryota; Metazoa; Chordata; Actinopteri; Salmoniformes; Salmonidae
Product: E3 ubiquitin-protein ligase RNF185-like
Exons: 7
Coding region: 268-834 (188 amino acids)
Biological process (GO): ubiquitin-dependent protein catabolic process
Cellular component (GO): endoplasmic reticulum
Molecular function (GO): ubiquitin protein ligase activity; ubiquitin-like protein conjugating enzyme binding; metal ion binding
Source: RefSeq, a predicted model, not a curated record